AACUCCCUCUCUCUCUCUCUCUCUCUCUCUUUCUUCGAGUCCUCCUCUUUCUAUCCUCACCUCCUUGUCCUUUGAUUCGGCGAAUAGGUUUUCAUUGGCUGUUUCUCUCUUUGAGCAAGAAAGCAAACUUACACAUACAAGCCCUUCUCUCAGCUAAUUUGCGAAUUAUUUGUUUCUCCAAGCUCCUUUCUCAUUUCGAUUUUGAAUGUGAUUCAGAUUCAUUGCACCCGGCUUUUCCUUCUUCACUCUUCACUCACUCAAUUUAGGGCUUUUCUCCUUCCCUCUCCUAAACCUCUCUAUACGAUUUAUUUCGUAAUUACUCGAUCUGAGCAUGGAAGGCCGAGAUUUAUCGUCGUCAACGGCAGCCCCUUCUUCCAACCGCGAAGGCUCUUUGACCACUGAUACUGACGAUGUUUUCCCUGCUACCGUUGCCCUUGCCAAAGAUGCUGACUUGCAUUUCCAGUCUGGCAAGUUCGCCGAAUGCGUGGAGUUUUUGAACCAGCUCCUGCUCAAGAAACCGGAUGAUCCCAAGGUCCUUCAUAAUAUUGCAAUUGCGGAAUUCUUUCGAGAUGGUUGUUCAGAUCCCCAAAAGUUGAUUGAAUUACUUAAUGGCGUCAAGAGGAAAAGCAAUGAACUUGCUCAGGCUUCUGGUGAACAAGGAGAGUCAGCUAACAAUAUUGGAAAUAAAGUUUUUUUGGGAUCCAAAGGAAGUAAUACUUUGGCACCUCAGUUUUCAGGUGCAAGUAGCACCAGUACGAUGUUUACAGAUGAAUUUGAUUCUUCUGUGGCAAUGCUAAAUAUUGCCAUCAUUUGGUUUCAUCUGCACGAGUAUUCAAAGACAAUAUCAGUUUUGGAACCCCUUUAUCAAAAUAUUGAACCUAUAGAUGAGACAACAGCUCUACAUAUUUGUCUUCUGCUGCUGGAUGCUAGCCUUGCUUGCCAUGAUGCAUCAAAGUCAGCUGAUGUAUUGACUUAUCUGGAAAAAGCAUUUGGUGUUAGCUGUGUGAGUCAAGGUGAUAACGUGAAUUCAGCACACCAACAAUCUGCUAACCUAAUUACAAAGUCUUCAUCUGUCUCAUCUAGUGCAUCAGUUGCUGAAGCAUCCAGUUCAGAUUUAGGUCCAAAUGUUAAUGCAUCUGAAAAUCAUCUAUCCAGAGCUUUAUCUGAUGAGACUUUUGAGUAUGAAGCCAUGAUAUUGGAUAUGGGUGGACAAAAUUUAGCAAGGCCAACUGGCCCAUCAUCAAAUGAUCAUUCAAGGGCUUUGGUGGAUCAGUUGUCUACUGUUGAGUUGAAGCUUAAAUUGCAACUUUACAAGGUUCGUUUUCUGCUUCUUACACGGAACUUGAAGCUAGCAAAACGUGAAGUCAAGUUGGCUAUGAAUGUUGGACGUGGAGGAGACUCGUCCAUGGCCCUGCUUUUGAAAUCUCAGCUUGAAUAUGCUCGUGGUAACCACCGCAAAGCAAUAAAGCUACUGGUGGCAUCAGGUAAUUGGGUUGAUGCAGCAUUUACAAGCAUUUUCGACAACAAUCUGGGUUGCAUUUAUUACCAGCUUGGGAAACACCAGACGUCGUCAUUUUUCUUCUCAAAGGCAUUAACUGCUUGUUCAUCUCUUAGGAAGGAGCAGCCACUAAAGCUAGCCACUUUCUCACAGGAUAACUCUCUCCUUAUUGUAUACAAUAGUGGCAUGCAGUACUUGGCUUGUGGAAAGCCAAUACUUGCAGCUCGCUGUUUUGAGAAGGCUAGUUUGAUCUUCUAUAAGCAGCCUCUGUUAUGGCUCAGACUCUCUGAAUGCUGUCUGAUGGCAUUGGAAAAGGGCCUAAUUACUGCAAGUGGUAUUCCGUCAGAUUCAUUGGAGGUUGGAGUUCGUGUUGUUGGGAAGGGAAAAUGGAGGCAACUUGCUGUGGAAGAUAAGAUUCCAAGAAAUGGACUUGCGAACUCAUCUAAAAGCGAUGAAUGUUGUCCAGGCAAUGAUAGACAGCCAAAGUUAUCCAUGUCUUUUGCUAGGAAGUGUCUCUUAAAUGCCCUACACUUGCUGGACUCCUACAGCACAAGUCUGAAGUCUGGCUUGCCUUCCAAUUCUUCCGUGGAGGAAAACAAUCCAGGUGAACACUCGUCUUCAAAGAAUUCAAAUAAUAAAAACUUACACGGCAUUGAUUCCAAGGGACUUUCAGUAUCGGUAGGUUUAGGUCAGGUUAAUUCAAACGGGGACACAAAAGAACAGAAGGGAGGAGGUAAUCAGGAGUUCAUUCAGAACUCUCUAACCUAUUAUGAAGACAUCUGUAAACGGGAAAAUCAAUUAAUUAAGCAAGCUACUCUUGCCAAUUUGGCUUAUGUUGAGCUCGAGUUGGACAACCCUGUGAACGCAUUGUCAGUUGCAAGAUCUCUGUUGGAACUUCCAGAAUGUCUCAAAAUUUACAUCUUUCUAGGCCAUGUUUAUGCAGCAGAGGCUCUCUGCUUGCUAAAUAGACCCAAGGAAGCGGCUGAACAUCUGUCAGUUUAUCUGUCACAGGCAAAUAAUGUUGACUUGCCUUUCAGCCUCGAGGACUGUGAUAAAUGGCAAGCGAGGAGGAUGGUUGAAAAUGAAGAGGUGAAUGGAGGAUCCACGACAGCAAAUAAUUCUUCCCUUGAGGACUCGCAAACUGUUGUUUUCCUCAAGCCAGAAGCGGCACGGGCAACACUUUAUGCUAAUUUUGCUGCGAUGUCCGCUUUGCAGGGUGAGUUUGAGCAAGCCCAUCAAUUGGUUACGCGGGCUCUAUCCAUUUUACCAAACAGUCUAGAAGCCACACUCACUGGAGUUUAUGUGGAUCUCUCGCUUGGUAAGCAACAAGAAGCUGUAGCCAAGUUAAAAAGGUGUAGCCGAAUUAAGUUCCUUCCUGGUGGAAUAACAUUGAACAAAUGUUCCUGAGUGUUGUAUUGACAGGUCACCGUGGCUGACCCACCUCAGCUUUAGUUAGAGGAUAGUUUAAUCCAUCCAUAGCAUUUGUAACAUAUAUAUAAGUUCUGUUCAGAGAAUAAGUUUUUUCGGUCCCUUUUUUUCCCCAUAUAAUUUUCAAAUUUAGGGUUCAUUCAUUGGUGGUGGCUGUGUUUUGGUUAGUGCUGAUGCCCGCCUGUGAAAUUUGAGUUGUAAUUCUGAUUCGGAUUGUGUUCUAGAAGCUAAUGUAGUUGAUAUUCAAGAUUAGAGGUCAAGUUCCUACAUUGAGAGAAAAAAAAACUGAAAAAUCGAUUUUUAUUUUGGAUUUCAA
Molecule: messenger RNA, 3242 nt
Organism: Prosopis cineraria
Lineage: Eukaryota; Viridiplantae; Streptophyta; Magnoliopsida; Fabales; Fabaceae
Exons: 6
Coding region: 332-2905 (857 amino acids)
Biological process (GO): mRNA catabolic process; negative regulation of translation
Cellular component (GO): CCR4-NOT complex
Molecular function (GO): protein binding
Source: RefSeq, a predicted model, not a curated record